AUGGCCGAGAUUGCAGCUGCAGAGGAACAACUUGGAUUCGAGCCCGAACCGCCAGCCCUGAACUACAGUCUAUGGGAUCGCAAAUGGUACAUCGCAUUGUUUUGGGGGUUGAUCCUGAUCGAUGUCAUCGCGCAACCCAUCGCACUAUAUUUCGGUUUGUGGUAUGGCACAGACCUAUCACCCAAUGUCGUAUUCUCCAUCAUCACCGCAGCGCUUGGAGGUGUCAGUAUCUUCGAGUACUUUAUACGCUUCUGGAGACUAUGGAAGAAGAACAGCACCUGUCGGGUCAUCGGAGCGCGUAGGAUGUAUCUCGAUUGGUUCCAUUGGAACUUCAGUCUCGGCUGGAUCAUUAUCAUGAUCGAGCUCAUCGUCGGCACCGUCCCCGAACACCCACCCAUUCGCCUCCUCGCCAUGCCUCUGGCCAGUAUGCUCUACGCCUUCGGCACCGAACUCCUCAUCGUCGACGCCCUCCGCUACUUCGAAGUCCCCGCCCCUGUCCGCAUCUCCUCCAUCCCGAAGGGCGCUCAACUACGCCCCGCAAUCUACUCCAUCAUCGAAGACAUCGUAGCCGUCGACGGCAGCGGCGGCACCGCCUUCCGCGAAGCGCUCAACAAGCGCUAUGAAGCCUCACACGUCUUCCGCGCCAUGCUGCGCCGCCUCGGCGCAUUCUGGGCGUUCGGCUGCGAAGCCAUGGCCGUGCUGACGACCAUCCUCGUCUUCACCAUCCAGCACGAAGCCGCCUACUGCGUCGGCUGGAGCAUCCCCUUCAUCUGGGCCGCCGUGUGGACAUUGGUGACGUAUUUCUACGUCAAGAGAAAGCUCAGAGAGGAGCAGAAGGCCUGGGCGGACGAGAUCGCCGAGAAGCAGGGGGCGAUUGCGCUGCAGAACACCGCUUCGGAGUAG
Messenger RNA from Zasmidium cellare ATCC 36951, 903 nucleotides. RefSeq lists its product as uncharacterized. The transcript has 2 exons. The coding region runs from base 1 to 903 and encodes 300 amino acids. The record is from RefSeq and is a predicted model, not a curated record. Lineage: Eukaryota; Fungi; Ascomycota; Dothideomycetes; Mycosphaerellales; Mycosphaerellaceae.